Messenger RNA from Anthonomus grandis grandis, 1190 nucleotides. RefSeq lists its product as uncharacterized. The transcript is spliced from 3 exons. NCBI's taxonomy places the organism in Eukaryota, Metazoa, Arthropoda, Insecta, Coleoptera, Curculionidae. Bases 42 to 899 code for a protein of 285 amino acids. The record is from RefSeq and is a predicted model, not a curated record.
GUGUAAGAAAGUCAUUACAAACUGUUCAGACACCACAGAAAAUGGAACCCACAUUUUGGUCGCUUGUCGCUAUCUUAGUUGUCAGUCAGGCCAGGGCACAGCAACCAACACCUUUGGCGUCCCCAAUAGGAACAAAAUACUCUCAGUCCACUGACGUUUCCCACAUAUCAUUUAACUCACCCCUAGUUACCUAUGGAGAUUCUUUAAGCGCCAUUCAAUUACCUGCUGCACCGGUAAGGCCUGCCAAUCUUAGGGAAGCCUCACAAGAUACAACUAAGCAAGAAGGACAGACACUUGUCAGGAUGUUCGGUGGCCAGGAAGAACAAAACCAACCACAACUUUCAUCUGGACAACCUCAAUUCAUAUCCAUCCAGCAAUUCCCCGCUAACCCACAACUACAGCAAAACGAUCCGGAUUUGUCAGCAAGAGCACAACCUGUAUCAGAAAAUUCUAAUGUAGCAAAUCAGCAACAGCAGUAUGUGCAAUCACCACAACAAUAUAUAUCAUCUCAACAACCAUUUGCUUCUCAACAACCGUCACUGCAUAAUCAGCAGCAAGUUUUCGCUUCUCCACAACAAUACGUGCAACAGCAACAAUUUGCAGCGCAGCAACCUUACAUAAACCAGCAAUCCUUUGUAAAUCCUCAACAACGCUAUGCUCCUCAACAAUUUACGGUCCCUCAGGUGCAGCAACAGUUCAGCAGUCCACAAGUAGCUUACCAAACACCUCAAAGCAAUGGAUAUUUUGCAAGUGGGCCAUAUGCAUCUCAACCACAAUUGCAAUAUCCACAGCAACAGCCUAUUAUUUCUAGACCACAAGCUGCUGCUGUGGCACAACCACAGUUUGUGUCAAGAGUGGCAUUUAGUGGACCCGUUACCGGAUUCAGUUAUGGAUUCUAAGGCCUAGAUAUGAAUUGAAACAUGUGAGAUAUUUUGUUUUAGUUUUGUAAAUAUUGUAAAUAUGUUUGUGUUUAUGGAUUAUUAAGUAAUGUGUUCCUUUUUAUGGAUAUAAUAAGUUCUGAGCUUAAAGUUUGCCCUUAGCAUAUGUAGAGAACAACAGUUUUUUUUUUAAUUUGAUGUAAACAUAUAAGAUAAAUUUGAAGCAGAUUUUUGUAAAAUACGUUAUUUGAAGCUUUUUCUGUUAUAAUAUAUAAAGACUAUUUUUGUUAAUAAAAUGUGAUAUAUUAAGGA